AUGGAUGAAGUGAACAGGUUAUUUGACGAAUUUGAAAGACGAUCACAAGCCGAAGAAGACAGUAAAAACCUUACUCGAAUGUUUACCGAUCAAGUUAAAUCUAUUCAAAUUUCAUUGGAUGAAUAUGAACAUACAUUAAAUACUAGAUUGAGCGCCCCUAUACCAAGAGAUAUGGACACUUUGGAACAUUUAGUUAUUCAACACAAAGACUUUGAAACGUCACUGAAGAACUUGGGUCCUGAUGUAGAAGCCAUGCAAGCUACAUUCAAAAACAUACCAAACAAAACAGCAGCCUUACAAGCUAAACAUGAUAAGGUUUUGAACCAAUGGAACCAGUUAUGGAAUCUCUCUCAGCUUUAUGUUGAAAGACUCAAGUGUGCAGAAAUUACUUUGUCUGGAUUAGAUGAUGCAAACAAUGUUAUAUCAGAUUUUGAAAUUAAAUUAGCAUCCUAUGGUGAAAUGCCAUCUGAAUUACCGGCUUUAAAAUUAGUGCAUCAAGAUCUGAUAGCAUUACAAAAAAAUGUUGUCCUUCAACAGCCAAUCAUUGAUCAAUUGGUUGAAGAUAAACACAAUACCAGGCGCUUAACAGAAAAAUCCAGACACCACUUACCGCGAACUGCUCAUCACGAUUUGGAUAGACUAGACAGUGAUGUAAAUCGUAUUACAAGUAGAUGGAAUAAUGUUUGUAGUCAAUUAGUCGACAGGCUGAAGAGCUGUGAAGCAGCUUACGAUCUUUUGAAUAAAUACAAAAAUUCGUACCAGUCUGAAGUUAAAAUCAUUGACGAGAGCUAUGUUAAAUUGAAUAAUGUUGCACCUCUUAAAAUGCAAGCAAGAGAUCUUACAGAAACUACUAAGGCUUUGUAUAACAAGGUGCAGGAACGUACUAAAGCAAUUGAGAGCGUCAAUGUGGACGGUGGCAGAUUUAUACGAGAAGCUAAGAUAUAUGACCUACGACUUCAACAUUACUGUGCGUGGCUGGUAGACGAAGUUCAUCCAAGCCUUGAUGCCAGCAAUCAUAAUAAAGGCCAAAAUAUGGAUCCUAGUGUUGGUGAAUUGGCUGUGUCUCAUGAACUUGACGUGCUCAACCAUAGAUUUCAAGCAUUGCUCAACAUGCUGAUUGACCAGUUGAAAAAUCUAGCAUCAGUCAAUACUGAUGAUCUUGAACUACAGGAAUAUGUGAAGACAUUAGAGGCUAGGCCGUUGCGCACAUUCAGAACUGAAUUCAAUAUAUAUGAUACCAUUCCUGAUGUAUCGACAAAUGGUAUAGAUGAAACAAUAACAGCAACAAAUAUAGAUCAUCAGUCAUUUGCAAUGGUAAUCACAUUCUACACAAACCGUCGAAUCUAA
Messenger RNA from Macrosiphum euphorbiae (potato aphid), 1347 nucleotides. Lineage: Eukaryota; Metazoa; Arthropoda; Insecta; Hemiptera; Aphididae. The record is from the annotation of a GenBank genome assembly.